AUGAACUGCUUCUACACAUACCCAAAGGGGACAGUUGAGAAAACAUUCUGGUUUAUUAAUAGCGACAUUAACCCUGUAGAUCUGACAACAGAGUCUGAGUACAAAGGUCGUGUCCAUUAUCCUGACAAUGUGAAGGAUUGUGGGGUGAGAAUCUCAGACCUGAGACAGAGCGACUCAGCUCAGUACCAGUUCAGGUUUAUAACAAACCAACCUGGUGGACAUUAUACUGGUUCACCUGGAGUCACUCUGACUGUCACAGAUCUCCAGGUCCAUGUGAACAGUUCAUCAUCCUGCAGGAAUUCUAGUUGUGUCCAAGUAGAGCUGAGGUGUCACAGCAGCUGUCGUCUACCUGACUAUUACAAAUACACCUGGUUCAAGAACAGACAGGAGAUUCAGAGUGAAACAUCAUCUUCCUAUUCCACCUCUUUUUCCUCUGAAGAUACCGUUUCCUGUGCUCUUAAAGGUUAUGAGAUGUUCUCCUCUCCUCCAGUGUUUGCUCCAACGGUUCCUUCAGUGUCUUUCAGUCCCUCUGGUGAAAUCAUUGAGGGCAGUUCAGUGACUCUGACCUGUACCAGUGAUGCAAACCCACCUGUUACUAAAUACACCUGGUACAAGAGAGGAAAGAAUCAACUUCAGUCAAGAGGUGAAGGACAGCAGUUUGUCCUCAGCUUCAUCACCUCCUCUGACUAUGGAUCAUAUUCAUGUGUAGCUGAGAACAGUCUGGGGUUGAAGAUGUCAGAAUACGUCUAUAUUGAUGUGAAAUACAAAUGGAAAUCAGUAGCAGCUGGAGUGACUGUUGCCAUUCUCCUUCUCAUAAUCCUCAUCUCUGUCUUCAUAUUCGUCAGAAGAUGGAGGGCUUUGAAAACAUCAUCUGAACCUGAAGACAGAGCGGACAACAGCCAACAGUGUCCACCUAAUCACAGACACCCAGAGGAGCAGGACAACCUUCAUUACGCCUCCGUCAACUUCUCUCAGAACAAGGAGGAUCCAGUUUACUCCAACACUGGACCAGCUCGGUGCCCAAGACACAAGAAGGAACCAACAUUUACUGAGUACUCUGCUCUCCCAUUUCAUAACAACAGCAAAAAGCGGAGAGACAGAGUUAAGGAAACUGCAGAGGAUUCAGCUGUAUUGUACAGCACAGUCAAGAAACCCAAAGGACCAAGGACCUCGGCUCCAAAGUGAAAUGUGUAAUACCACUCAUGGCCACUAGAGGCUGCUCCUAAGAGCCUUGUCUCCCAUGGACUCACACUGAACUUCUCUCUAAACUUUUUCAGUCAUUUUUUUCUAGGAGUGGUUUUUUCUCAGUUAUUGUUUUUGGAAUUUCUAAUAAGUAAUGUGUUCCAUCUUUAA
Messenger RNA from Sphaeramia orbicularis (orbiculate cardinalfish), 1353 nucleotides. Its product is annotated as B-cell receptor CD22-like. The coding region runs from base 1 to 1185 and encodes 394 amino acids. NCBI's taxonomy places the organism in Eukaryota, Metazoa, Chordata, Actinopteri, Kurtiformes, Apogonidae. The transcript has 7 exons. The record is from RefSeq and is a predicted model, not a curated record.